AUGCUCCAUCGCUCAACGUUCAAAUUACAACCUAAAUAUCUUGUAGCGUCAUCUUCAUCUUCUGCUUCAACUGCUCGUCGCAUAUGGACCUCGUACGCUUUACUAUUGGAGACACACCCAUUAAGUGUCAAGAUUGUGACAGGUGGUGUCAUUGCAGGGCUGGGCGACAUAGUUUGUCAACUCGCACUGGAAGGCGAGCACCAAUUUAAUGUCAAACGUGCAGCUAUUUUUACUUUUUUGGGAGGGGGUGUCAUCUCGCCCAUCCUUCAUGUCUGGUAUCGAAUAUUGAAUACAAGCCUACCAGGUGUUUCUGCUACAGCCAUUGCCAAGCGCCUAGCAAUGGAUCAAUUGGGCUUCGCACCACUAUUUUUGCCCAUCUUUCUGUCUUCCGUUAUGACGCUUGAAGGACGUGCACAAUUUAUUCCAGAUAAACUGCAGGCUGAUUGGUGGCCCAUUACUAAAACCAACUGGAUCGUUUGGGUACCUGCACAGCUUGUCAAUUUUCGCUUUGUGCCGGGCUCAAUGCAGGUGCUUUUUUCCAAUGUAAUGGGACUGUUUUGGAACGCAUACUUGUCGUAUGCCAGCCACUCAAAGGUACCCAAACAAAUUCUAGCUGAACACGAGUUGACGGAUAAGGACAAGACGUAG
Molecule: messenger RNA, 648 nt
Organism: Peronospora belbahrii
Lineage: Eukaryota; Oomycota; Peronosporomycetes; Peronosporales; Peronosporaceae
Source: the annotation of a GenBank genome assembly